Messenger RNA from Oncorhynchus masou masou (cherry salmon), 503 nucleotides. Its product is annotated as reelin-like. Gene Ontology annotation, molecular function: lipoprotein particle receptor binding. The record is from RefSeq and is a predicted model, not a curated record. The annotation marks the transcript as partial. Lineage: Eukaryota; Metazoa; Chordata; Actinopteri; Salmoniformes; Salmonidae. Gene Ontology annotation, cellular component: neuron projection. The transcript has 3 exons. Gene Ontology annotation, biological process: central nervous system development; neuron migration.
GUUCAGGCUCCUGUCGGUUCAGUUACUCUGACCCCAGCAUCAUCGUGUCGUUCAGUCUAAACAAGAAUAACGGCUCAGAUGACUGGAUCACCCUGGAGAAGAUCCGAGCUCCUACUAACAGCAGUACGGUAGUCCAUCUCCUACCCCUGCCGGUGCGCUCCAAGAGGGAUGGAGUGCGUGUACGUUGGUCCCAGGAGGCCCCCCGGGGGCCCGAGGGCUAUGAGUCAUGCUGGGGCCUGGAUAACAUACUGCUGGUCAACGCUGCUCACAGACCCCCCCUGAUGGAGGAUAACCUGGACCCCCCCGACACAGCCAACUGGCUCUUCUUUCCUGGAGCCACCGUUAAGCAUGCCUGUCAGUCAGAGGGCAACGCCCUGUAUUUCCAUGGCAACAACGAGGAGGGUGUGGGCCACUCCUUCGCCUCCACCCGAGACAUCGACCUCCACCGAGAGGAAGGGCGGAGCUACUGGGAGGAGGACUUUGAAAGCACGCCCACCAAGUGA